Molecule: messenger RNA, 1122 nt
Organism: Tetrahymena thermophila SB210
Lineage: Eukaryota; Ciliophora; Oligohymenophorea; Hymenostomatida; Tetrahymenidae
Product: H-type lectin domain protein
Exons: 4
Biological process (GO): cell adhesion
Molecular function (GO): carbohydrate binding
Source: RefSeq, a predicted model, not a curated record
AUGAGUAUUCUUAUAAAAAUUUCAUUUUUCUUAGUGAUUUUAAAAUUAAUUUUAUCUCAUAACUACAUAAAAAUUCCUGAAGUUGAAAUAAAUAAGCUAUAGCCAGUUUUAUAUCCUGACACUGCUUUAUAAAAUGAAGAAUAACAGUAAGCUAUUAUAAAUCAAACAUUCGAAAUAGUGUUCUCUGAAAUACCUUAAGUUCUAAUUAGUAUCAAUCACUUAGAUUUAUGGGCUAACAGUUUAUAAAAUAUCAAUUUUUAAGUAAAUUUACUUUAAAUUAACCUACUAUCAUUUAAUGCAACUGUAUAAAAAUCCCAAAAUUAAGAAUUAUAUGGAUUAAAUAUACAAUAUUUGGCUAUUAACAUCAAAGAUGCUUAUGUUAAAAAAGGGACUUUUUAAUUUUCAAAUUAAAUUUACAAUUAAGAUUCAUAGUGGGUCUAUGCAAAAUAAUCAUUUAAUUAUUAAAGAAGUGAUUUAGAUUUUGAUAUAUGGAAUGUGAGUAUUUCGGUUUAUAUUAUUGGAAUAGAUAAAUCUGUUUAAUAAACAAAAAAUGCUUAUUUAAGUAUUAUUUCAGAAAUCAAUUAUUAAAGUUAUUACAGUAUACAAACAUAUAUUGAAUAAUCAAUAAAUCCACCGUAUUCAACUAAUCCAAUUUUAAGCGAUAAAGGUAAUCAAGAAAUCAUAACUCCUUAAUACAAUAUAUUAAUUGAUAAGAUUGCAGGAAUUUUUUAUGGAUUCACAGGAUUUGAAAUGACUUUAGAUUAAGUAUUUAGACUGAGCCUAAAAGAGAAAUAAAUUAUACUGAAAUAAUAGCAGCAUAAAGUUAGAUAUUAGUAUUUGCAUAAUUAAAUUGCAACAAAAAUGGAACAUACUUUUUAGAUGAUUAGAGAACCUGUACUUAAAAUUGCCCAAAUUUUGGAUACUAUAAAGGAUAAGUUUUUGAUCCUAUAGAAAGAAACUUAAACUAUUGCUUAUAAUGUGAUAAAUCUUGCUAAAUAUGUGAUGGUAAAACUUCUUAGAAUUGUUUAUCUUGUUAAAAAUCUUAUUACCUUUUCUAAAAGCAAUGUAUGGCUUGUCCUGAAUAAUGCUUAAACUAUUUUAACCAGCUAACACGUUUUGUGA